UUUUUUUUUUUAAAUUUAGUUUUAUUUAUUCAUUAAAUCAAUCAUUAAUGAAGAAGAUGAAUCAAGCAAGAUUUUGAAUAUGGCGGCAACUAAAACCUCACGAUCCGGCGGCGGAAGCGGUGGCGACGACUAUAUGUUUCGCGCCAGCAAACGUUUAAAAACGGAAACUAGCGGUGGAUUAGCAAGGUUCAAAGGUAUCGUGCCGCAACAAAAUGGGCAUUGGGGCGCUCAAAUCUACGCCAACCAUCAAAGGAUUUGGCUCGGUACAUUCAAAUCGGAGAACGAAGCAGCGCUGGCGUAUGACAGUGCGGCGAUCGGACUUCGUAUUGGAGAUCCCCAUCGGAAUUUUCCCUUGUCCUAUGAUAACAUCCAAGAACCUAAUUUCCAAAAUCUUCACACCACUCGAGAUAUACUGAACAUGAUCAAAUCCGGUUCUUACCAAUCCAAAUUCGCUGAUUAUACCAAAUCAAGCGCAAAUCACAACAAAAACACGAUCCACAACGACACAAAAUUCGCAUGCCAACAACUUUUUCAGAAGGAAUUAACUCCAAGUGACGUCGGAAAGCUUAACCGUCUCGUGAUCCCUAAAAAACAUGCCGUCAAACACUUCCCGCACAUCGAAAACGAUCACCAAACCUUCACCGCCGCCAAUGGCGGUUGCGAAGACGUCGAGCUUGUUUUCUACGAUACGUCGAUGAAAAUGUGGAGAUUUCGGUACUGUUACUGUAAGAGCAGCCAAAGCUUUGUGUUUACGAGGGGAUGGAACCGAUUCGUGAAGGAUAAAAAGCUGAAGGAAAAGGACGCCAUCGCGUUUUACACAUGCGAAUGCACCGGCGAGAUCGAACAUGGCCGGGGUUUCUUCUUGAUCGAUGUGAAUUAUAACGGCGGUGAUGACGAAAAUGGUGGUCGCAUCGAUGUGUUUAAGAGAUUGGGAUCGUCAUCGGUUCUUCAUCAUCAUCAAGGUGAGUUGCAUGUGGAAUUGGAAUUGAACUUGGGGACGAAUAUUUACUGCAAUUUAGAUGAAAAACACAAUGAAAAUUGUGAAGACCAGGGUCUCAGUGGAUUAAAAUCGUCUUCCUCCCAUAGUAUGAAGGAGAAAAGGAUUACUUUAUUUGGAGCACGGAUUAACUGACAAUUAUAGUAUUAUAUAUUUCGGACUUUUUUUCCCAAAAAAGAAUUACUUUAUUUGGAGCACGGAUUAACUGACAAUUAUAGUAUUAUAUAUUUCGGACUCUU
Messenger RNA from Gossypium arboreum, 1236 nucleotides. Its product is annotated as AP2/ERF and B3 domain-containing transcription factor At1g50680-like. The record is from RefSeq and is a predicted model, not a curated record. Gene Ontology annotation, biological process: regulation of DNA-templated transcription. The coding region runs from base 80 to 1132 and encodes 350 amino acids. The transcript has a single exon. Gene Ontology annotation, molecular function: DNA-binding transcription factor activity; DNA binding. Lineage: Eukaryota; Viridiplantae; Streptophyta; Magnoliopsida; Malvales; Malvaceae.